Cloeon dipterum is the source of this 975-nucleotide messenger RNA. RefSeq lists its product as uncharacterized. The transcript is spliced from 6 exons. NCBI's taxonomy places the organism in Eukaryota, Metazoa, Arthropoda, Insecta, Ephemeroptera, Baetidae. The record is from RefSeq and is a predicted model, not a curated record. The coding region runs from base 204 to 896 and encodes 230 amino acids.
AUCAAGCCACGCAGCAUUUCCCUCGAAAGGUUGACGUGUUUCGUGCAGACAACAUAAAAUGAGGAAAAAUUUCCGCGAAAUUCACACUUGAAUUGCGACCAUGAAACGAAAAUAUUCGCUCCUGUUAGUUGGGACUCUGUUGGGCUUGUCCCUUGGCCUUCCAGCCAACACCCAUAAUAAGAAGGCAAAAUUUACGAUGCAGGAUGAAGCUGUGGAAGAUUCUGGAGACAAGGGCAAGCAGUUCUGGGGCGUUGAACCUGGUCUGCCACCACCUGGAGGAUUCCCAGGUCAAGGUGGACCAGCAGGAGGUUUUCCAGGUCCUGAUGGCUUCCAACCAGGAGGCUUUCCAGGUGGACAACCAGGAGGCUUUCCAGGUGGACAACCAGGAGGCUUUCCAGGAGGACAACCAGGGGGCUUUCCAGGUGGACAACCAGGAGGCUUCCCAGGAGGACAACCUGGAGGCUUUCCAGGAGGACCACCAGGAGGUUUUCCAGGAGGACCACCAGGAGGUUUUCCAGGAGGACAACCAGGAGGCUUUCCAGGUGGACAGCCAGGAUUUUUUCCGGGUGAACAGCAAGGAGGCUAUCCAGGUGGACAAUUUGGUGCGCCUGGAGGACAAUAUCCAGGUGGCCCAGGGGGCGGCUUUCCUCCCGGAGGCUAUCAACCUGGCUUCGGACAAUAUCCUGGCGGUGGUGGCUUUUUUCCUGGUGGCGGUGGCGCAGCAGGAAACCCUGCUGGAUUCCCUCAGCAGCCAGGCGCAGGCGUCCCUUUCCAUCCAUUUGGUAGAGAGGAAAAGCAGAAACAGAAACAGCGGAGAUCAACUCACAAGAAUUGAAUAUCUUCUGAGUACAAUGAUCAUGAUUGGUACAAAAAGUGCUAAGCUGCUUGCACAUUGAAUUAAAUUUUGUAGUUUUAAUGCGUUUGAAAAUUAUUAGAAUUGUGAGGAAGAAUAAAUAAAUUCAUUCUUUAGACUAG